Molecule: messenger RNA, 825 nt
Organism: Auanema sp. JU1783
Lineage: Eukaryota; Metazoa; Nematoda; Chromadorea; Rhabditida; Rhabditidae
Source: the annotation of a GenBank genome assembly
AUGCUUUCAAUUGUUUGUUUCCUUGCUAUUUUGGCGCAAAUAUCUGCUUCCGUCGUCUAUAUGCAUCCUGUGAAUCCGGCUCUUCAUCCACCUGAUAUGUAUCCAAUUCAACGUGAAGUCAGAAAUGAUAAAGUACGCGAUUUGCCACAAUCGGGAAUUGUCUAUUUGAAGAAAAUUAAACCAAUUUCUGAUGAAUUUUUAUUGAGAAAAGCUGCCGCAGCUGCACGUGAUGAACAAACUUUUAUAAACAAAGUUGAGCCAGAAGCAUUGCGUGAAUUACCUGGCACCUCAACUGAAUUGAAGGAACUGCACAACACCUCCAUGCUCAAACAAGAAUCACAAGAAAACAUAGAUUAUUCCGUUUAUGAUGAACGAGAUGAAGCUGAAGAUAUCACAAGCACUGCAAGCACAACCACCACAUCUACACCAACUACGAAGAAAACAAAGAUUUCCUCCAAUGACGACUUGUCAAAUGAAACUCUUGAACAUCUUGAUAACUUAUUGGCCGAGUUAACAGCUGAAAGCAAUCCGAAAGUCUCUAAAGCCUUGUUAGAGGAAAAUCCCGAAGAUUUGAAAGCUCUUGGCAGUUAUGAGAAGCCAUCUCGUCAGCAAUAUCAGCCAAAGCUUAUAACAUUAGCCGGAAGUGCUCGCGUACACAGUGGAUCAUUCAGUCGUUCAUUAUCAAAGCAGAUUCAUAGUGGAAGCGCGAAAUUAGUAAAAUUACAAAAUUCCAAUAAAAAUACCCAUGGCCUCAGAGCAAUUCCAAGACAAGCUGAUAAUGCAGAUUUUGAUCCAUGGGAGCGAAUGGGACAACGAUUCGUUUGA